Cotesia glomerata is the source of this 887-nucleotide messenger RNA. RefSeq names its product 60S ribosomal protein L7 (gene RpL7). The record is from RefSeq and is a predicted model, not a curated record. Gene Ontology annotation, biological process: maturation of LSU-rRNA from tricistronic rRNA transcript (SSU-rRNA, 5.8S rRNA, LSU-rRNA). The transcript is spliced from 6 exons. The coding region runs from base 86 to 847 and encodes 253 amino acids. Gene Ontology annotation, molecular function: RNA binding; structural constituent of ribosome. Lineage: Eukaryota; Metazoa; Arthropoda; Insecta; Hymenoptera; Braconidae. Gene Ontology annotation, cellular component: cytosolic large ribosomal subunit.
GUGGCAAACUUCAUACCUUAAGUUUUCUUUUACAGUGCGACCCUAGUUGAAGGAGCCUCGCGUGUUCUUUUAACUACGACAUACGAUGGCGGACGCUAAAAAGAAUGAUGUCGUCACUCCCGGAAAAAAAUUGCCGGCAGUUCCUGAGUCCGUCUUGAAGAGGAGAAAACGCCGCGUUCAAGCUAAAGCUGUCCGCGUCCAAGCCUCCAUCAAGCAACGCGCAGCCCACUACUUGAAGAGGAAGCAAAUCUUCAAACGUGCUGAACAGUAUGUGAAGGAAUACCGCAUGAAGGAGCGGGAUGAAGUAAGAAUGAAGAGACAAGCCAAGAACCGCGGAAAUUACUAUAUUCCGAGUGAAGCUCGCCUAGCCUUUGUAAUCCGUAUUCGGGGUGUGAACCAAAUCGCUCCCAAACCCCGUAAGAUCCUCAAAUUGUUGAGAUUGAAACAAAUUAACAACGCUGUUUUCAUUCGGUUGAACAAAGCAACUAUCAACAUGUUGCGUAUUGUUGAGCCUUACGUCACCUGGGGAUACCCCAACUUGAAAUCAGUUCGCGAAUUGAUCUACAAAAAAGGAUUCGCUAAAAUUGACCGCCAACGUAUCGCUAUCACCAGCAACGAAAUCAUCGAGAAGAAAUUAGGCCGCACCGACAUCAUCUGUGUUGAAGAUUUGAUCCAUGAAAUCUUCACUGUUGGAUCUAAAUUCAAGUAUGCCAGCAACUUUUUGUGGCCAUUCAAGUUAAACACACCAACUGGAGGAUGGCGUAAAAAGACCAACCACUACGUCGAGGGUGGUGACUUCGGUAACCGUGAAGAUAAAAUUAAUGAAUUGAUAAGGCGAAUGGUUUAAAUUUAUAAUAAACAACAAAUAAACUUAUCUUGUUCCUUCA